UCCACUCUCAUUUCGUUCAUUCACUCAUCUCAUUACCAUUCUUUGCUAAACUUCUGUACUUCUACAUUUCUCCUAUUCCCUCUUUUUCUUUCUAAACAAUUAUUCCAAUUCUCAAUAUGAAAACGAUUAGAUUAAUUAUUGAUAUUUUAUUUCCACCUGUUUUUUUUUAAUAGGAUCAACAUGGCUGGUUCGAACAUAGCCAAUGGCAAAGAAUUUGACAGGGAAAUUCAGACGGAGGGAGGGAACGGAAUCUGCUACGACGACAGCACGUCGCCGAUCAAGGCUCAAACCAUUGAUGAACUUCAUAACCUGCAGAAGAAGCGAUCCACACCCGGCACUCCCAUCGGCUCGGCUGCAGAUACCUUCUCUUUAAUCGCUGAAGAAGAUCGCCAGAGGCAACAACUCCAAUCAAUCAGUGCAUCGUUAGCAUCAUUGGCGAGAGAGACUGGGCCAAAGGUAGUGAAAGGAGACCCGGCCCGAAAAUCUACAACUACGAAUGAGGUUGCACACGUGUUGCACCACCAACUCGCACCCACUAUUAACAUCAGUGACAGCUCAUUGAAAUUCACACACGUCCUCUACAAUCUCUCCCCUGCAGAGCUGUACGAGCAAGCCAUAAAGUACGAGAAGGGUUCGUUUUUUACCUCGACGGGAGCAUUGGCGACGCUUUCUGGUGCCAAGACAGGGCGAUCUCCAAGAGACAAGCGAGUUGUUAAGGAUGAAAAUACCGAGAAAGAGCUCUGGUGGGGAAAGGGAUCGCCAAAUAUUGAAAUGGACGGGCACACAUUCAUGAUAAACAGAGAAAGAGCCGUGGAUUACUUGAACUCUCUUGACAAAGUCUUCGUUAACGACCAAUUCUUGAAUUGGGAUCCAGAGAACAAAAUCAAAGUCAGAAUUGUCUCUGCCAGAGCUUACCACUCGCUGUUUAUGCAUAACAUGUGUAUUCGGCCAACAGAGGAAGAGUUGGUGAAUUUUGGGACACCGGAUUUCACAAUAUACAAUGCUGGGCAGUUUCCUUGCAACCGUUUUACACAUUACAUGACAUCUUCAACUAGCGUAGAUGUGAAUCUGACGAGGAAGGAAAUGGUGAUCCUUGGAACACAAUACGCGGGUGAGAUGAAGAAAGGAUUGUUCAGUUUGAUGCAUUAUCUAAUGCCCAAGCGACAUAUCCUCUCUUUGCAUUCUGGCUGUAAUAUGGGAAAAGAUGGCGAUGUUGCCCUCUUCUUUGGAUUAUCCGGUACCGGAAAGACCACUUUGUCGACGGAUCAGAAUCGUUACUUGAUUGGAGACGAUGAACAUUGUUGGAGCAACAACGGUGUCUCAAACAUCGAAGGAGGUUGCUAUGCUAAGUGCAUUGACCUUUCCCGAGAAAAAGAGCCAGAUAUCUGGAACGCCAUCAAGUUCGGAACCGUAUUGGAGAAUGUAGUAUUCGAUGAGCACACCAGAGAGGUUGAUUAUUCUGACUAUUCAGUUACAGAGAAUACUCGAGCGGCGUAUCCAAUCAAGUACAUACCGAACGCUUUAAUACCAUGUGUGGGGCCACACCCAAAGAACGUUAUAUUAUUGGCUUGUGAUGCAUUUGGAGUGCUUCCACCUGUUAGCAAGCUUAAUUUGGCUCAAACCAUGUACCAUUUCAUCAGUGGAUAUACUGCAUUGGUGGCUGGAACGGAAGACGGUAUAAAGGAGCCACAAGCGACAUUCUCGGCUUGCUUUGGAGCGGCUUUCAUAAUGUUACAUCCCACAAAGUACGCCGCUAUGCUCGCUGAAAAGAUGAAGAACCACGGCGCCACCGGCUGGCUCGUUAACACCGGCUGGUCAGGUGGCUGUUAUGGCUCCGGUAGCCGUAUUAAGCUUUCUUACACUAGAAAAAUCAUCGACGCCAUUCAUUCUGGUGAACUUCUCAAUGCCGAUUACCGUAAAACGAAAGUCUUUGGACUCGAAAUCCCCACCGCCAUAAAAGGAGUUCCCUCUGAGAUUUUGGACCCUGUGAACACUUGGUCGGACAAGGAUGCGUAUAAUGAAACGUUGCUGAAAUUGGCGAGUCUUUUCAAGAACAAUUUUGAGACAUUUACCAAUUACAAGAUCGGUGAAGACAAUAGUUUGACAGAGGAAAUUCUUGCUGCUGGUCCGAAUUUUUAAAAUGAAGCACUAAAAAAAUAAAAAGAUGGGGUUUGCAGUAAUGGAAAACGAUUAGCCUAUUAUUGUUAUUUUCUUUUCAUUUUUGCUGCUGACAUUUUUUUUAAAUACCUAUUUGUUGAGGAAGCCAUGUUGCUUUCCAUUUUGAUUUGUUUUAGAGGCAGAGAGUUUGGGAAAAAGAAGAGAUAUAUUUGGGUCUGGUUUAAUGCAUCGUCUUCUAAAGAGGCCGCCAGAGUUCGGCAUAUUUUAUAAUUUAUAUAUGCAAGUUAAUGAAUACUGCAAUUUCUGAAGAA
Molecule: messenger RNA, 2429 nt
Organism: Benincasa hispida (wax gourd)
Lineage: Eukaryota; Viridiplantae; Streptophyta; Magnoliopsida; Cucurbitales; Cucurbitaceae
Source: RefSeq, a predicted model, not a curated record